UGUCAUAGGGAAACGGGUCUACCGGCCUUCUCUCUCUCUCUCUGUAUUAAAUAAGGACAUAAACUUGCUCACAAGUCUCACAUGGAUAUGCAAAACACCUUCCGAAUUCAACUCUCCUCUACGGAUCCUAUACUAGUCCAAUCGAUUCAAGCUGUCAACCUUUCAAAAACUCUCAAUAUAACAUAAAAAUCUCUCUCUCCCUCUCCCUCUUUUUAGUUCCUCUCUCCUCCCAUUGCCCCAUAUGUUUCCUCUUCUCUCUCUCCUCUUCCCUUAUCAUGGCCUUGAAAACAUAUUCUCGUGUACUCCUCACCGUUCUUUGGCUCUCUCUCUUCUUACUCUUCUUUCAUGAACAACACACUUCGGAUAGCUCCAAGAUCAACGGCAGCAGCACACCGGCCGCCUCGUCGCCCUCUCGCCAUCGUCCGAUUGCCAGAAAGGUUCUAGCCAGCAAGUUUGACUUCACACCUUUCAUCAACCACCUCCGCCGGCACCACCGUUACCACCGGAACCACCACCGGGAAAACUCACCGGAUACCCGCGGACAGCCGGGGCCAGCCGGGAACGAGAUCGAUCCACGUUACGGCGUCGAAAAACGCCUCGUCCCGACCGGUCCGAAUCCGUUGCACCACUGAUUUACAUGUGUGGUAAAAUGGAAAGUGAUCAUCAUAGAAAAAAAAAAGAAGAACAAGAUAUGGUUAGUGGGAUAUUAGUUUACAUUAUUGUGGUUUAUUAAUCCAUUUCUCCGUUAUUAUCAUAUUGUUGUUGCAUGGGAUCAUGUUACAUGAUCCACUAAAUUUUGAUUGUGUAAUUAAAGGUAUAAUUAAUUAAAAGACUUUGUAUUAAUUAAUUGUUUGUCACAAUUUUU
Rhododendron vialii is the source of this 865-nucleotide messenger RNA. Its product is annotated as CLAVATA3/ESR (CLE)-related protein 12. The transcript has a single exon. NCBI's taxonomy places the organism in Eukaryota, Viridiplantae, Streptophyta, Magnoliopsida, Ericales, Ericaceae. The coding region runs from base 276 to 632 and encodes 118 amino acids. The record is from RefSeq and is a predicted model, not a curated record.